AUGCUGAACCCUCGCCCGUGCGUACCAAGGCUAUUGAGCGCUGUCGCACGCUGCCAUAAGCCGUAUAGUACUAGCAUAAAGUCUUUGGAAGAUCUAGCCAAACUAAAGUCUUUAGACGACGUUGAUCCAGACUUGGUGAGAAAGCUGAUCAACGAGAGGACCAAUGAGCUCAAUAGUCAAGCUGAACUUGCAAUGCUCAAACAGAUGCAGUCCCAAGAGAAUCAGCAGCAGCAGCAGGCUUUGAAAAAGUUCGUCAGGCCAAUGUGGAUAUUUUUACUCAUGAGCUCUUUCUUUUAUCUCACAGGUCACUACAUAUGGUGGAAGCUGGAGUACGAUGAGCGUGAAAUUGAGCUGCACAAGCAGGUGCAGGCGCUUCGACAGGAGCUCGAUUCCGCGAUCGCAGCCAAGCAUUCGGGAAAAGAACCCGCUCUGUCCGGUGCAGGCGCAAAGAAACCCAAAAGGUGGUAUCUCGCAUGGUUAUGGUAA
Lachancea thermotolerans CBS 6340 is the source of this 486-nucleotide messenger RNA. RefSeq names its product Ina17p (gene INA17). The transcript has a single exon. Lineage: Eukaryota; Fungi; Ascomycota; Saccharomycetes; Saccharomycetales; Saccharomycetaceae. The coding region runs from base 1 to 486 and encodes 161 amino acids. The record is from RefSeq and is a predicted model, not a curated record.